AUGCUCAAAGUCACAACCACGACCACCCGUCUCUCCAAUCCAGAGAAGAAGACUCCCGACCUCUUCCCCUUCCUCCUCCUCGCCUUACUCUGCUCCGCCUCCUACCUCCUCGCCGCCUUUCAGCGCACCUCCGGCGGCGGCGCCGCCCCUUUCUCCUCCUCCUCUGUCUCCUCCAACACCACCACCAAUACCACCAUCUCCACCUCCGCCGCCGGUGGCGGCCGCCACUUCCCUGUUUGCGACGCAAUGUACACCGACUACACCCCCUGCCACGACCACAGCCGAUCGUUGAGAUUCCCGCGCGCGCGGCACGCCCACAUGGAGCGGCACUGCCCGGCGAAGAACGAGCUCCUUCGAUGCCUGGUGCCGCCGCCGGCGGGGUACCGGCGGCCGCUGCCGUGGCCGGAGAGCCGGGACGCGGCGUGGUUCGCGAACGUGCCGUACAAGAAGUUGGUGGCGGAGAAGGGGAACCAGAGCUGGGUCCGCGUGGAGGGCGACCGCUUCCGGUUCCCCGGCGGCGGGACGACGUUUCCUCGGGGAGCGGACUCAUAUAUCAAGGAGAUCGGACGGCUGAUUCCUCUCCAUGAUGGGUCCAUCAGGACUGCGCUGGACACGGGAUGCGGGGUAGCUAGCUGGGGAGCUUACCUUCUAUCUCAGAACAUCCUUACCAUGUCCUUUGCACCAAGGGACAGUCACAAGGCUCAGGUCCAACUCGCCCUCGAGCGCGGCCUCCCUGCAAUGCUCGGCAUCUUCGCCGCCGAUCGCCUCCCUUACCCCUCGAGGGCCUUCGACAUGGCCCAUUGCUCUCGCUGCCUCAUUCCAUGGCACCUCUAUGAUGGGCUCUACCUGAUGGAGAUCGACCGAAUCCUUCGACCUGGGGGGUACUGGAUUCUAUCAGGCCCUCCAAUCAAUUGGAAGCAACACUGGAAAGGCUGGCACAUGAAACAGAAAGAUCUAAGUGCUUUGCAAUCCACCAUCGAAGCCAUCGCAAGGAGCCUCUGCUGGAAGAAGCUGAAGGAGAAGGAAGACAUUGCGAUCUGGCAGAAGCCUGCUAACCAUAUCGGAUGCAAUGCAUCCCGAAAGGCCUCCCUGAUGCCAGGGUUCUGCUCAGCUCAAGAACCAGAUGCUGCAUGGUACACAAAAAUGGGAGCUUGCAUCACUCCCCUACCUAAGGUGGCAGGAAUGCAAGAGAAAGCAGGAGGAGAACUGGAGAAAUGGCCCAAGAGACUAAUGGCAGUGCCACCAAGGAUCAGUAGUGGAAGCAUCAGUGGUGUUACACCCCAGAUGUUCUUGCAGGAUACUGAGCUGUGGAAGAGGAGAGUCAGGUACUGCAAGGCAGCAAGUACAGAAUUAACGCAGAAAGGGACGCAUCGCAAUCUACUCGACAUGAAUUCAGGGCUUGGAGGAUUUGCAGCUGCCAUGAUUGAUGACCCAGUGUGGGUCAUGAACAUUGUUCCGACUGUUGCUAAGAUUGACACCCUUGGAGUCAUCUAUGAGCGUGGAUUAAUUGGAACAUAUCACGAUUGGUGUGAAGCUAUGUCUACUUAUCCCAGGACCUAUGAUCUCCUUCAUGCUGACUCCGUGUUCACCCUUUACAAAGACAGAUGUGAGAUGGAGGAUAUUUUGUUGGAGAUGGACAGGAUCUUAAGGCCAGAAGGCACGGUGAUCUUUAGAGAUGAUGUGGAUAUUCUGGUCAGGAUCAAGAGCAUUACAGAUGGCAUGAGUUGGAAUAGUCGAAUUGUGGACCAUGAAGACGGCCCGCUGCAAAGGGAGAAGCUUUUGAUUGCUGUGAAGGCAAAUUGGUCAAUCUCUAACCAAACCCAAUGA
Messenger RNA from Elaeis guineensis (African oil palm), 1827 nucleotides. Its product is annotated as probable methyltransferase PMT15. NCBI's taxonomy places the organism in Eukaryota, Viridiplantae, Streptophyta, Magnoliopsida, Arecales, Arecaceae. Gene Ontology annotation, molecular function: methyltransferase activity. The record is from RefSeq and is a predicted model, not a curated record. Gene Ontology annotation, cellular component: cytoplasm; trans-Golgi network; endosome.